AUGUGGACGUUGCAUCGGGACGAACGCUAUCUCGGCAAGGGAAGGUCGCAAAUAGCAGACGAUGCCAUACCAUCUCGCCCUCUCGCUGUCUGUCUAUCUGUCUAUCUGUCUUUCCCGCCCAUCUCUCACAUCCUCUUUGCCCAAGCAAAGAAGACGGGGAAGGGAGGGAUCAAGGUCCCCAUAUUAUAUCCACAGCAGGAAGUUCUCCGUGUAUCAAUCGCCCGUCGUUCAGGCAGCCAGCAGCUCCAUCCGCCGUAA
Messenger RNA from Nannizzia gypsea CBS 118893, 258 nucleotides. RefSeq lists its product as hypothetical. The coding region runs from base 1 to 258 and encodes 85 amino acids. NCBI's taxonomy places the organism in Eukaryota, Fungi, Ascomycota, Eurotiomycetes, Onygenales, Arthrodermataceae. The record is from RefSeq and is a predicted model, not a curated record. The transcript has 2 exons.